Molecule: messenger RNA, 1216 nt
Organism: Medicago truncatula (barrel medic)
Lineage: Eukaryota; Viridiplantae; Streptophyta; Magnoliopsida; Fabales; Fabaceae
Exons: 6
Coding region: 187-864 (225 amino acids)
Biological process (GO): regulation of DNA-templated transcription
Cellular component (GO): histone deacetylase complex
Molecular function (GO): protein binding; transcription coregulator activity
Source: RefSeq, a predicted model, not a curated record
CUCUGUACUGUCUCUCACUAACCCAUUUUUCUUCUCUCUCUCCUCUAUCCACCCACCAUUUCUCUUCAUUCUCUUUCUCUCUCUUCAUUUUUUUCUCUCUCCCUCAAUGCAUGAUCAUCACCACCAUGAUCACAGUUUCGAUCUAUAACUAGUUUAUUUUUUCUUCAAAGUUUUUUGAGAGUGAAAAUGUUGGAGGCAAUGGAAAGUUCAGUGAAUGGUGGAUUUUCACAACAUUUUCAAAGCUUUGUUGGAGAUAGUAGUGAAGAAGAACUUUCUGUGCUUCCUCGUCAUACCAAAGUUGUUGUUACUGGAAAUAACCGUACUAAAUCUGUUCUUGUUGGUCUUCGUGGUGUUGUUAAGAAAGCUGUUGGUCUUGGUGGUUGGCAUUGGCUGGUUCUUACCAAUGGUAUUGAAGUGAAGCUGCAGAGGAAUGCUCUUAGUGUGAUUGAACCACCAACCGGUCUCGAGGAAGAUGAUGACCUUGAAUUUGAAAAUACCAUUUGGCAUGGAUCAGAUAUGGCAUCAGAUGACACACAAAAGUCCUACAGAUCAAGGCCUAGAAUGCAUAGAUCAUUAGGAUCAUCUCACAGGAGCAUGAGCAGAUCCUUCUCUGUUGAUUCACAGUCCAAGGGAUCAAUUUCUAUGCCUCAGGGGUGGACGGUUGACUUGAGUAAAUUGGAAAUGUCUGCAUUGUGGAGAUAUUGGCGACACUUCAAUCUGGUGGAUGCUGUUCCAAACCCAUCGAAAGAGCAGCUCGUAGAUGUUGUUCAGAGGCAUUUCAUGUCCCAGCAAAUGGACGAGUUGCAAGUUAUUAGAGGAUUUGUCAAAGCUGCAAAGAGGCUUAGGAGGACUAUGUGCAAAUGAUCAAGCAGAGAAGUGCGAAAUGCAGAUAUUUUCUAAUGCUAACAAAGAUAAUGAUGUCUAAUAUGAAUAUCCACUUCCCUUGGUACCAUGUAAUAUAUUUAGCAUUACUACUAAGUAGUAUCUUUCGGAUCUCAAUUAGUAGUAGGUUGAUUAAGAGGUUAUAUAGAAUGACUCUUUUGUAGCAUCACCUAGUUAUUAUGUAGAUAGGCUACCUUGUGACUUGAUCUUCAUGGAAGUUUUUAAGGCUUCCUUUAGCUUUUGAUUAUAAUGUACUUGCUGCUCACCUGGGAAGUGGGUUUCCUCCGACUUUGUGAAUGUAUAUAUCUCUUUCUUCUAGCUUUGUUUAUUCUCA